AAUAUAUCGUCUACAUGACCACUCCCGCCAUUAAACCUCUGCUUCCACUUUCUCCUUCCAUUAAUCAGCCAUCUAGGUCACCCGCUUCAUGGAGUAUUUGCAAACCCAACUUCCCUCGCCACCGCCGCCAAGUUGCGGCCUCCGUCGCCUUCAAUCCGUCGGGAAAUUUUGAACUCUCUUUGCAAGAUGAUGAAGAUGGUAUUCGCUUGGGGAAUGGGAUAAUUAAGCCAAUUGGGCAGCUUGAAAAAUCCCUUGCAGAGGAAAGUCCACUGAUAGAAGAAGGUUUUGGGAAGAUUUUUACUCUCUGCAGAAAAGGGCAGUGUAAUUCAGGAAACAUUAGAAAACUUCUGACUGCGACUUCUCCAUCAUCUUCAACCCCUUCCAUAACAAGGAAUAAUGAGGAAGGAGAAAACUUUAAAAGGGGCAGUCCCAUAUCAAAGAAAGAGGAGCUGAGUGUGAAAGAUAAGAAGGAAUUGGACAAUUCAGAGGCAGUUUCUGAGAAUCUUGAGGCAGGCCAAGAGCAUUAUCCAGACCUCGUAGACAUUGCAGAGAUGGACUAUUCUCCAGCAAAGAGAAAGCCUCCAAUACAUAACUGAUCCCAAAAGAAGAGACAAACAAGAAGAAAACAAAACAAACAAACAAAAAAUGGGGAGCAAAAAACAGUAAAAAUAAAUAAAUAAUAAUAAUAAUAAAGAGAAAAGUAAGUUUGUAGGGUAAUAUUCAACAAUGGGAAGAGAAAAAAAGAGGUAUAAAAAGACAGCGUUACAGAAAUGCUGCAGGUUUUUUAGGGUUUAGGGAACUGUCCUUUGUA
Messenger RNA from Momordica charantia (bitter melon), 811 nucleotides. Lineage: Eukaryota; Viridiplantae; Streptophyta; Magnoliopsida; Cucurbitales; Cucurbitaceae. The record is from RefSeq and is a predicted model, not a curated record.